Molecule: messenger RNA, 6282 nt
Organism: Gossypium raimondii (Peruvian cotton)
Lineage: Eukaryota; Viridiplantae; Streptophyta; Magnoliopsida; Malvales; Malvaceae
Exons: 8
Coding region: 1-4608 (1535 amino acids)
Source: RefSeq, a predicted model, not a curated record
AUGGCUUCAAAGGACAAUCAAGUGCUUGCUUUAACAGAGGAGGAUAAUGAUGAGGAUGAGGAUGCUGUAACAGAUUGGCCAAAUGGAGAGUCAAUGAAAGAGUGCAACAAGAUUAUUUUGCAGCAUCCUAGUAUCAACAAGCUUCCUGACCAGUUGAAUUGUCCACAGCUUUUUCUUUUCUUUUUAUUAAGCAAGGAUCUCUCCUUGACUUUACCGGAUAACUUCUUCAAGGAAGCAAAAAGUCUUCAAGUCUUAGAUUUGACUCGCAUGCAUUUUUCUUCUUUACCUUCAUCAAUUGGUCUCCUAACUAGCCUCAGUACAUUGUGCCUAGAUUGCUGCAAUUUGGGAGAUAACCUAACCAUUAUUGGAGCUCUCAAGAGCUUAAAUGUGCUUAGCCUUGCUGGAUCUGAUAUCAAAAUUGUACCCAAGGAAAUUGGGCAGUUGUUGAAGCUAAAGUUGUUAGAUGUAAGUGGUUGUACUAAACUCAAAACAAUUUCAGCUGACGUGUUGCCAAGUUUGUCAAAAUUAGAAGAAUUAUAUAUGGGUGGCACUUCUAUUCAAUGGGGACAACCCAAUGCUAGUCUUGCUGAACUGAACACACUCUCUCAUUUGUCCACUUUAGAAGUUCAAAUUCCGGACGCCAAGGCUGCCCCAGAGGACUUCUUUCAAAAGUUGCAAAAGUUGGAAAGAUACAAGAUUUUCAUAGGAAAGGAAUGGGAGCGGUUUGGCAACUCUCAAUAUUCAAGAACCUUAAAACUCAGGCUAAACAAAAGCAUUGAUGAUUUGGAUCAUGGAAUUAAGAAGUUGGUAAAGAGAACUCAAUAUUUAGAAUUGGAUGAAUUGAAAGGUGUAAAGAUUGCACUGAAGGAUUUAAUAGAUGAGGAAAGGUUAUCACAUUUGCAGAAUCUGCAUAUCCAAAAUGGUUUGGAUAUUGAAUCUAUCACUAAUGAUAGAAAUGAAUUUCCGGGAUUGCAGUCCUUGACAUUGCAGGGUCUUCCUCAACUCGUUAGCUUUUGCUCUCAAGACAAAAUCGAUGCUACCUCAUUGCCUCAACGUGAAUUGCCACUUUUCGGAGAAAAGAUAUCGUUCCCUUUCUUGGAGAAAUUGCAGUUAUCAUCGCUUAAUGUUACAAGGGUAUGGCAGAACCAGUUGUCAAAUGUAUCUUUUUACACUCAUGAGAAGUUAACCACAUUGAAAAUCGAGGGUUGUGGAAACAUAAAAUACCUGUUAUCAUUUUCUAUGGCUAAAUAUCUAGUUCAUCUCAAAUAUUUUGAGGUAACUAAGUGCAACUGCUUAGAGGAGAUAAUCCUUUGGGAGGAUAUAGAAGAAGAAACUCAGGUUGCCAUGACUUUAUCAUUAUUUCCUCAGUUAAAGUCCUUAGAGCUAAAGGAUCUUCAGCAUUUGCGUGGAUUUUGCUUCAAUUCUCAAAAUAAAGUUAUUGAAUUUCCAUUUAUGAAGUCAAUGACGAUAUACAACUGUCCAAACUUGGAGGGCUUCAUAUGUAGAUAUACAAGGGAAGGGAACCAACGAAUCUCUAGUCAAGGUGAUCUGUUUGACAAUAAGGUUGCAUUUCCCAAUUUGGAGAAAGUGAUUAUUUCCUUCUUGAGAAAGAUGAAGAUGAUAUGGCGGAACCCACUUCCACCAAAUUCAUUUCCCAAACUACAAGUAUUGGUUGUUAACGGAUGUGAUGAGUUGUUAACCAUUUUUCCAUCUAAUAUGCUGAUAACAUUUCAAAGGUUGCACCGUCUAUUCGUAGGGAAUUGUGGUUCCUUACAACAAGUAUUUGAAAUCAUGCAUGAAGAAAACGAAACCGCUUUGCCUGCAACCGCUCAACUAAGAGAAUUGCAUCUUAUUGAAUUACCAAAGUUGAAAUAUAUUUGGAAAAGUGAUCCCAAAGGAAUUUUUUCAUUUAAAAAAAUCUGUGCAAUAACUGUUUGUGACUGUCAAAGUUUGAAGAAUGUAUUUCCAGCCUCAAUAGCCAAAGACCUACCAAAACUUGGUUAUCUUGCAAUAUCUCAUUCUGGGGUGGAGGAGAUUGUUUCCAAAUUAGAGGAAGGAUCAGAUUCAGAAACAGCAGUCAAUUUCGAGUUUGAUCAACUAUACGACCUUGUACUUUGGAGGCUACCAGAAUUGAAAUGUUUCUACCCGGGUAAGCAUACUGCAAAGUGGCCACUGUUAAGCAAGUUGGAAGUAGUUGAGUGUGGGAAAAUGAAGAUAUUGGGUACACAUCUGAACACUAACAAUGGACAACUUGACUCCCCAAUCCAUCCACCACUUUUCUUGGUUGAAAAGGUCAUCCCUAAGCUACAACAUUUGACAUUAGAUAGUGAUUACAUUGCAAUGAUAAGUGAUGGUCAAUUUUCAAGCAGCCCUUUCCAUGAAAUAAAAGUUUUUGAAGUGCAUGGCCACGCUGCAAAAUCAAUUUAUUUCCGAAUUUCUUUCCUUGAGAGAUUCCACACUCUUGAAAGCCUUAUUAUCACUUAUUGUGAAAUAAAAGAGCUAUUCUGUUCUGAAAGAGAUACCGGUAAUGAGGAGAUGUAUGCUGGGCGUUUGUCAACAAUUAGAAACUUAAAAUUGGUAUCUCUUAAUACUCUAAACAAUUAUUUAUGGAAGCAAGAUGUACAAGUGGACCACAUUCUACCCAAACUUGAGACUCUUGAAGUUCACGAUUGUGAUAAUUUGAUCUGCUUAGGAUCAUCCUCAGCAUCAUUUCAAAAUCUCACCACAUUGGAUGUGUGGAAUUGCGAAGCAAUGAAAUACUUGGAUACAUGUUUAGCAGUCCAAGGUAUGGCCCAACUUAAGAAGUUGAGGGUUAGAGACUGCAUUUCAAUGAAGGAAAUAGUUGCAACUGAGGGAGGUGAAGCAACUUGUGACAUUAUUUUCAGCAGGCUGAGAAGUUUGGAACUUGUGAAUCUACCGCGACUUAAGAGCUUUUGUUCUGGCAGCCACACAUUAAGAUUCCCAUGUUUACAGGAAUUAAUUGUAAGUGGUUGCCCUGAAUUGGAGAUAUUUUGUAAGGGAGUUUUAAGUAAUCCACCAUUAUUGCAAAAAGUAGUAUGUGGAAAAGAUAAUGGACAUUGGUGUAGUGACCUUAACAACACCAUCCAAGAAAUUUAUUCAAUAAAGGCUGGGUUCCAAGCUAUCGAGUAUUUAGUCCUCUCUGAUUUUUCCAGGUCAAUUGAAAUAUGGAAGGAGAACGUUCAUGGAAGUUUAGAUUUCAAGAACCUUAAGGUUUUAGAAGUUUAUGAGUGUAAUACCAUGAUAUACAUAUUUAACGUAUCCAUGGCUUUAGAUCUUGUGCAACUACAAGACAUAAAAGUGAAACAAUGCCCUAUGAUGGAGCAGAUUAUCAAAGGAGCAGAGGAAACUGAAAUGGAUAUACUCUUGUUACCCGAGCUUCGGGAGAUAAGACUUGAGUCAUGUUCAAGGUUGACAAGUUUUUUUAUGGGAAGUAGUACCCUGGAAUGUCCAUCUUUAUUAAAAAUCGCAGUCAAUGAUUGCCCAAAGAUGUAUGCAAUGGCAUCUACAAGGGAGCAAGAGGAUAUAGAGAUACUUGGCAGAGAAAAGACACCCUUUUUCAAUCAUAAGGUUUUGUGUGCCCACUUGAAGUACUUGAAGCUAUCAUCAACUAAGAUCAAAAAAUUAUGGCCUGAUAAACCAGACAGGGCUAUAUCCUCUAAUGUGCUUAACUUACAAUUCUUAUUUGUGAAGCGUUGCCACAAUUUGGAAUAUCUAUUCCCAUCCUUUUUAGUCAAAAAUUUUGAGCGGCUCCUUCUACUUAGCCUUCACAAUUGCGAGAACAUGGAAGAAAUAAUCUUUACAGAUGGAUUAGCAGCCACAGCAGAAGAUGGGAUACCUCAGAUUUACUUGUUCACAAAGCUAUAUUUCCUGAUUCUCGAUGGGCUUCCAAAACUAAGGACAUUCUGCCAUCAAGAAAACUCAGAGACCAAUACUCUCUUCAACCAAAAGGUUGCGUUUCCUAGCUUGUGCCGUUUGAUAAUUGCAGGCAUGGGAAAGUGUAGAAAGAUAUGGCAUGAUAAACUCACUAAGGAUUCAUUUCAUGAAUUAACCAUUCUUGCGGUGAAACAGUGUGACAAACUUUCAAAUGUUUUACCAUUUGAUAUGGUGGAAAGACUUGAAAAACUAGAAGCUCUGGAAAUAUCGGAAUGUGAGUCGGUAGAAGAAAUAAUUGGACUCGCUGACGAUCGUGGACUCAACUCAAAUGAAUCAAUUGAGCUCAAAUCAACUACCAAGUUUCUGUUUCCUAAAAUAAGACAGCUGAUACUUCAUAAGCUACCCAAAUUGAAGGGUUUGUACUCCAAGGUGCAUACUACAGAUUGGCCAUUGUUAAAACAAUUGGAGGUGUGUGAAUGCAGCAAGGUGGAGACAUUCGCUGGGGAGUAUAUCAACUUUAGAGAAACACAAGAAGAGAACCACUCCGUUAUCCCUGUUCAACAACCCCUAUUUUGGGUCACUAAGGAAACAUUCCCCAAUUUAGAAGAAUUGGUUUUGGCUCGGAAUGGCAAUAUGAAGGUAUGGCAUGGACAUGGAGCAGACCCGAAACAAUAUUGUCCCAAACUAAGAAAGUUUGAUUGUCCCGAAACAUGAAUUACUAUCUCAGAUUGUUUCAUUUAGUCAUUACCAAAUCUUGAAUACCUUUCUUUUGGCAAAGGGCUACCUUCAAUGAAUUAUUUCCAUGUGAAGGAGUAAGAGAUGAAAACGAACGUGCAGGAACACUUGCUUGCUUGAAGGAGUUAAGGUUGUAUUAUCUUCCUGAGUUGACACAUAUCUAGAAGAGCAAACUAUCACUUGCAGAAGUUUUCUACAAGUGUUGGGAUGCGGAAAAUUAAAGAAUUUAGUGCCAUCUUUUUUGUCAUUCAAGCAUUUGACAACUGUAGAGGCAUCAAAAUGCCAUGGAUUCAGAAAUUUAGUAGCUUUCACAAUAGCUAAAAGCAUGGUGUAACUCACAAGAAUGAGUGUUACUGAUUGCCAAAAGUUAGAAGAAACCAUAGCUUUUCUACACUGAUGAAGUCAUGGAUGGCAUCGUUUUCUCCCAACUCAAGUCUUUAGAACUUGGUAGUCUUUCAAGGCUCUGCUCAGAGAAUUAUACCUCAGCAUUCUCCACUUUGACAUCGGAAGCCGCUUGUUAACAGUUUUGAGAUGAGAUUCCAAGUCUUUUUGAGUAAAAAUAAGCUUAAUUGGUUUUGCUGAUGUUGUGAAUAUAAUUAGAUAUGUAGUGUUAGUUUACUUCUUCCCCUAGUUAAACACUUGUAACUAGUAAAUAUGUAUGAUAUUCUUACGUGUAAACUGAUAAGUGGUUCCCUCAAAUACUCCUUUUGUCACAAUUGAAUUAGUGAGUCAUACUUGUACUUAAUUGAGAACGAACAUUGUGAAGGGUUGAGAAAAUGAUUUAAGAGGACAAAUGCCAAUCUUAUGAUCACUAGUGGCACUGGCAUUAUUUUCUUAGGAUAGAAAGAAACAACUCAGAGAUUCGCUUUCCAACUCUUUCCAUUGAAAGGUAAUGUCCCAUUUUUGUUUUCUUGUAUCAUUGCUUUCUUUCAUGUCUUUUUUAUUGUUCAUUUUUGUUAAAUAUUUGAUUCCCUAUUCUUGUUGUACUACUUGUUUUUCUCUAGCAAACUAACCUUGCUUAGAGGAACAGAGCAUCACGGGUGUGGGAAACUGGAGAAAGAUAUGGCACAACCAGUCAACUAACUUUGUGAGUCUAUAUCUUACAUAUGUGUUUGAUUGAAGGGGGAAAAACAUAACUUUGGAAUACCUUUUUCCAUUUUAAUAUUAGGGGAUGAAUGAUGAAAUUACAGCGGAUGCAAAUAAUAAACAUGCCAACAAUUUACAUGCAGCGACAAUCACUCAAUCCAUUGCUAUUCAUAUGGAAGAGUUUCAGCUCAAGGAUACAAACUACAGAAAGGCCAAUAUUGAAGGAAAAGUGGAGAUAUUUGCUUUAGAAAAGUAUGAGUUUCAAAGAAUCACAGAAAUGAUUUUGUGUUGCAUGAGUGUUAAAAAUAUCAUGCUUUUAGUUUUGAGCUUAAGCAUAAAAUGUAGUUUAAUGGCAGAAAUUGAUUAUUUCACUUAUCAUUUUGGCACAGUCGCUUUAUAAAGAGUUAUGGGAGAUGCCCCUUUCAUUGCGAGUUCAAAUGCUGUCUACUAGCUGCUGCUCAGUUGCAGCCAUAUUCAUUGAUCUAAAGUUGGUAUUUCACUUCCUAGCCAUGUUACUCCAACUUUGAGUUUGAAUGUCAGUAACAAUGAUAUGUUCCAUUUCUUUUA